AUGCCGAGCCGCGCUCGAUCCAGCAAACAGGUGCUUUUUCUCGUCUCACGCCCUUCCACGGCCGUUCUACCACUUUCAAACUCGCAGGUGCUACCGCUCGUCGGCUUCGGAGCCGUCGCGAUCCUCGUGCUGCUCGUGCGCGGCGGGUUGCCGGCUCGAACACCUCUCCACCGCGGCAUAUUCCCUUUUCCGAAGCUCCCCGCUGGUGCUACGGCUUCCAUCUACCAAUCAACGACUGCCGCGUGGCUGGACCUGACCGCUCUGUUCUUCCUGUUCUUCGGCACCGCCGCUUUGACGCGAUUCGCCAUCAUCCACCUGAUUCGGCGGCAUCCGCAUUUGAGCCUUCCCCUCGCGGCGCUUGUUUCCGCCGAUCGGGGGGGCGGUGGUCGGGGUUCCGCGGAAAGGAGCGGGUGCGCAUCGGGGGGAUCCGCGUUCAUGCGCGACCUUUGCGGAAAAGCCGGCAAGAUGGGGCUGGGCGGAGGGUUUUGGCGCGCGGUGUGGUGGCAGGCGCAGAUUUCGCCUUCUCCGCGCGGGAGGCGCAGCUCCGCGCAUCUGGCGGAGCGAUCUUCCGCCGGCUCCGCGGAUUUUCUGCGCUAUUUGCGGCCGAGAGGGACCUGCAAAAGCCUAUCAGAGUCCGAAGAUGCUGUAGACGACGCGUUAUGUCUCACCGUGAGGCGGUACACUAACGGGGAUAGAUACGAAGGCGAGACGCGUGACGGAGUAGCGUCUGGAAGCGGCGUGUAUUAUUUCGACGAAGCUGCGGGGAAAUACGAAGGCGAGUGGGCGGACGGAAAAUACAGCGGGCUGGGUGUAGAAUCGUGGGAGAGCGGCAGCGUGUACCGAGGCGAGUACAAACGCGGAUACCGCGAGGGGCGGGGGCUGUACCAGUUCCACACGGGGGACGCGUAUGCGGGCGCGUGGGCGCGCGGGCAGAGCCACGGCGCGGGGUUGCAGAUGUGCGCGGAUGGGAGCACGUACGCGGGGCAGUUCUCGUACGGGCUGAAGCACGGCUUCGGGAUCUAUACCUUCAGAAACGGCGACGUGUACGCGGGGGAGUAUUUCCGAGAUGCCAUGCACGGGUACGGCGUGUAUACCUUCAGCAACGGGCAGUGCUACGAGGGCGCGUGGCACGACGGGUGCAAGCAGGGGCUGGGCCGAUACUCCUUCCGCAGUGGGGACUCCCUCAUGGGCCACUGGCACCUGGGAGCGCUGCUCACACGCUGCUGUGACACCCCUCCUGCCGCUGUCUCUGCCACUUCUGCUGCUGCUGCCACCCCUGCCACUGCCAGCUCGGCUCCAUCUGCGGCCUCUGCCUUUGACGCGGUUUCUGACUCAGUUUCAGACUGUGGCAGCUGGGGCCGUCGUCAAAUUCAGAGUGUUCCGAUUAAAUUGUCGGCCAUGAAGCUCACUGACGGCAUGGCAGCGCUGGUCACGGGAGCAGGCUCUGGCAUAGCUGACCUGGCUCGCUCGUGCAUUCGCCUCGCACAUGCAAUGGUGUGGGCGUCUCGAUCUGACCUGGCCCGUGCAUUCGCCGUGCACAUGCAAUGGUGUGGCCGACUCGAUGUCUGUCUCAACAAUGCGGGCAUAGGCGAGAAGGAAUGGUUCCUCAAGGACACGUCAGCAGAUGGCAAGGGUUCCUGGCGCCACGUGUUGGACGUCGAUCUGACGGCUGUUGUUGAUGGGACGCGCCUUGCUGUGCACGCAAUGCAGCUGUCUGGGAAAUGCAGCAAGGGCGGCAAAAGAGGCGUGAUAGUGAACGUGGCGUCUGCAGCAGGGCUCUACCCCUCACCGAACGGUCCCAUUUACGCCGCAUCCAAAGCUGGAGUGGUCAUGUUCACACGCUCAUUGGCUCAUCUCGCUGGGAGUGGCAUUCGCAUCAAUGCUCUUUGCCCUGAGGUAACUUCCCUAUGCUCCCCUACCCACCCCUUCCUCAUUUGCUUGCUCUACACCAUGCCACUGUCUGGCAUUCGCAUCAAUGCUCUCUGCCCUGAGGUCACAGGGCAGGCAGCCAAGAUCUAUAUCCCAUUAUUAUGCAUUCAUCGAAACCCCUCUGGUGACGCCGUCACAGGUUCACCUCCCAUGUUUCAACCUAAUCCUGCUCCCCGUAACUCCUCCCUUUUCCCCUGCUUUGCCUCCCAGUUCAUCCAAACCCCUCUGGUGACGCAGGUCACAGGGCAGGCGGCCAAGCAUCUCCCUAAGGUGGUGGCCUCAGUAGGCGGAUUUAUUCCCAUGGACACCAUUGUUGACGGUGUGUGGGUGUGUGGAGGGGGGAGGGGAACCAUUGGUGGUUAUUUGGUGCAGUUAUGGUGCAUAGCCGAGUUGAUAGAGGACGAGCAGAGGGCAGGCGAGUGCAUGUGGAUCACCAACCGGCUGGGCAAGCAGUGGUGGCCGACUGAUGAUGAACCACCUUCACACCACCAUGUAUCAUCACCACCACUGGCGCCCCUCCCUGCCCUUUGUUGUCUCACAGGUCUGGCCGAGUUGAUAGAAGAUGAAAAGAGAGCAGGCGAGUGCAUGUGGAUCACCAACCGGCUGGGCAAGCAGUGGUGGCCGACUGAGGAGGAGAAGAGGCGCUACCUGGUGGCGGGCACACCUGGGGGAGGUGAUAGUAAAGGGGGUGACAGCAAAGGAAGUGACAGAAAAAGUGAUUCAAGUGGUGGUGGAGGGGCAUUGGCGUUGGGUGCCAUGCCAAGUGCGAGGAGGGGUGCUGGUUUGGGCGCAGCUGGGGGUGAAGCUUCUGGGAAGCUUCUUGUGGGUGUGGCGAGUGGUCUGCCUUCAACUUUCCGAAAGCUGCAAGCCAUCAGCAUCAUCGAGGCGCCACUGCCUCUGCCCGUGCCGGCGGGGAAGGUGCUGCUGCGAGUGCGAUACGCAGGAAUCAACGCCAGCGAUGUCAACUACUCAGCCGGCCGCUACGCAGGCAGCCAGGCAGAAGCAUCCCAGCAGCUUCCCUUCGACGCAGGCUUCGAGGCAGUGGGAGAGAUAGUCGCACUAACAGGCAGCACCACCACUGGGUCUAUGGAAAAAAGGAGCAAAGGGGGACUGGCAGUGGGGGCAGGCAGCAGCAGCGUUGGCUCUGGGCGCAUGGGCAGUGGCGAGACGGUACUGGUGACGGCAGCUGCUGGGGGGACUGGCCAGUUUGCGGUGCAGGUGAGGGACGAAAGCAGCAGAGAGGCCAGAGCAGCAGAGAGGCCAGAGCAGCAGCGUCUGGAAAGUUUGGCAGGGAACAGGGUUGUGGCGACAUGUGGCAGUGAGAGCAAGGCUGCAGUGCUGAGGGACCUCGGGGUGGAUGUGGUGGUUAACCACCGGACAGAGAAGGACAUGGCCAAGGCAUUGAAGCAGGCCUGUGGGCCGCAGGGAGCAGCAGUGGUGCUCGACUACGUGGGGGGUGAUAUGUUUGCUGCUGCAAUGAAAUUAGAGGAAUCACUUCCUUUUUUUGUCGUUUUCCGUCUUCCACUCUUCUUUUCCCUUGUCCCGUCGCAGGCAUUGAAGCAGGCUUGUGGGCCACAGGGAGCAGCGGUGGUGUUCGAGUCUGUGGGGGGAGAUAUGUUUGCUGCUGCUCUGAAGGCCCUUGGGCGAUUUGGGAGGCUCAUUGUGAUUGGAAUGAUGUCACAGUACACGGCAGGGCAGGAGGGGCAGUGGGUGAGCAAGGCUUAUCCUGGUCUGUGUGAGCGCCUGCUCUCCAACUCCCAGACGCUGGUCGGGUUCUUCUUGCUGCACUACCCACAACUGUGGCGCUCGCACCUCACCAAGCUGGUGACCCUCUACCAAGCAGGCCCUGCUCAAGGUGGGAUGGAGAGAGAGGGCAUGGAGGUAGCGUGCAGUAGCGGAGAUUUAUAUUUCCUCCCACCCCCAUACACUGUGCCCUCGUCUCUCUCCCCCUUUCCGUCCGUCUUCUGUCAUCAAUUUCUGAGGCGUCUCAAAUCCUUCUUCCCCCGUUCAUCGCAGGUGGCCCUCGAUCCGACGCCGUUCAAGGGCCUUCCUGCAGUGCCGUCAGCAGUGGAGCACUUGCAAGCUGGGAGCAGCGUGGGCAAGGUGGGUGGGAAUUAG
Messenger RNA from Closterium sp. NIES-65, 4047 nucleotides. NCBI's taxonomy places the organism in Eukaryota, Viridiplantae, Streptophyta, Zygnematophyceae, Desmidiales, Closteriaceae. The record is from the annotation of a GenBank genome assembly.